GGGCAGCCGUGUCGGCCACAUCGACGGCAGGAGCGGUGACGAGGAGUUGUGAGAUAGGUCCAGAAGGGAAAUCGUUGCCGAGAUGCAGGCGGAAUUGAUAUACCAUAAACUAUCGGCGAUGACGAGCCAGGGCGGCUUUCAUCGCGCCGGGAACGACAGCGAGCUGGGCAAGAACGGCGGACGGGACCCGCGGGAGACGAUACACUCGGGCCACUUCAUGGUGUCGGACUUCGAGGCGGAGGCGCAGGAUGACGAGGACGACCUCGCCGUGCCGGUGCCGGAGCAGGAAGUGCAGACCACCAGAUUCUCGAUCACCGUCCCGCCGGGCUCCUUCUACGACACAAUCGCGAGUUCGCUGAACGACAAGAGCACCUCCCAGCAGCUGAGCAUCGAGACGUCCUUGAACAAACUCUUCCAGUGCAUGUCCCUCGCCUACAGACAGAAACUGACAUCGCCCAAGUGGAAUCGCUUCAAAGGCAUCAGACUGAGAUGGAAGGACAAAAUCAGACUAAACAACGUGAUUUGGAGAUGCUGGCACAUGCAAUUUAUAUUGAAGCAAAACACUCUGGUGUGCCAGUUUGCAUCGCCGCUUGACGUGGAUACUCAUAACAAGCCCGAGGCGGUGGUCUUAGAGGGAAAAUACUGGAAACGAAAGCUCAAGGCCGUCACUGCGGAAUACAAGAAAUGGCGUAUGUUCUACCGAAACAAACUUCUUGGCUGGACGAACAAAGAUGGCACAGAAAUGAUGGAAUCGAUGGACAUGCUCGAUUGGGGCAGUGGAUGUAGGACUAUCGAUAACUUCGGUGGGGGUGCGGGAAAUGCAUUCGGGAAUGCAAGCGGUGCCCCUGGCGGGGAGAGUAUGAUGGUUGACGAAGAUUACAUGGAACUGAUGACCGACACCCUCUUUUCAACCAUCAGCUCGAAUCAACCGAUAUACUUCCCCGACCCUAGAGAAAUCGCUCGAGGUACCAGCUUAGCAGACUUCAUUCAACCGAGUCUAGGCCCCUUGCAACCGAAUCUGGACGAUUUUAUGGACACUCUAGAGCCGUUGCAAGAAUUCCUAAACACGAAAUUGGCUACCGUACCCGAAGAGGACGAUAUGUUUCGGAAUAGCAGUCUGAACACUAAUUAUUCUGACUUGGACCUGAUGACGCCAAUCAAUCAGAUGAACGAAAUAGGCGGGGAUCCGACGAUAAAGAACGAACCGGUCUCGCAACAACAGCUGCCUCGGGAAGAACAAGGGGCUGACAUGCAGAAUCUCCAGUACAUCACCAAAAUAUAUACUCAGCCCCAACCUGAAGCAACGAAUGUGUAUAGGAAUAACAUAGCUAUGAGUGAAGAUUACGCUCUUCAACCGAACUUCGAGGCGUCUGUUACGACGAACCAACCCAUACGAGAUAAGACGAAUAGAGGUAGCACAGCGACGUUGUCGAGAAAUAGCUGCGUGAUACAGCAAUCCCAGCAGCAGCAACAGCAGAGCAUGUAUCAAGCGACCACGCAGCAACAGAAUUCGGACUUCCAAUCGCAACAGCCGCAGUCUUACGCAAUGGAGAUUCAGGCAGUGCGAUUGACACCGGUGCAGAAUCAGUCCGUGCAGAUCGCGACGCUCAACGAUCAGUCGGCGGUAAACGUUAGUCAGUUACCCGCGAUCACUGCCGCCGCCGUGCAAAAUCUGGUGACGGUGCAGCACAACUUCGUCACGCAAGCCGUCAAUUCGCAGCUGCAGAGCCAGCAUCAAGCAAUAAGGCCCUUGCCGACCGCCACGCCAAUGGCCAGCAAACCUUACAAGAUCGUUCAGCCGCAGCAGCAGUGCUACAAGUUUCCAAAUCUUGUACAAAACCUCAAUGCUCAACAGUGUAAAUUUAGCACCAAUAGCUUUAAGACGCUUCCCACGCAACAAGUGGUAUCGGUUUCUUCGACGGAGCAACCACCGCAGCCACAGAUAUUGCUGCAGUGUAGGCCGUCAUCUGAUCUGGACCGUACCGCGUCCACUUUGCCAAAGCUGUUACCUCACCCGACAACGUCUAACAUGGAAAAAGAAGAGGUCUUUGCCAUACCAAAGGUUGGUAUUGAGUAUCAAGGAAGAAGCAGAUCUCGAAGCAGCUCUUCUUUAACCGCACCUAGGAUACAUCCACCGCCACUAGUAUCUGCAGUGAGCGACCCAGCCUUGAACGUGAAUAACAACGUUUUGCUUGCACAUCUACUCACGAAUAAAGUGGCGCAAAUAGCAACAAAGCAACACAUCACGACCCCAGUAACACAAACGAUACAGACUUCUAGUAUACAGCAGACGCAACCGCAGCAACAGACAGUGCAACCAUCCACAGCCCAACAGAUUCUCUUGAAUGCGAACGAUCAAACGCAUCAGUCUCACAGUAGUCCAAUAGGCUCACCAAAGGAUAGCAGCUCUAACGCACACAGUCCCCAGGCGUUAAACCUCAGCCCUCAACAUAGCCCCAUGAGUACAGGUAGCCCUUUAUCACCCAGCUAUUCUGAGCUGAGGUCCGCUCGUGGAUAUGAUUACAUGAAGCACUCGGAAAGGGGACAGUAUAAAGAGCAGAGGCGAGUCGGCCACAUUCAUGCGGAACAGAAGCGCAGAUACAACAUCAAGAAUGGCUUCGACAUGCUGCACAGGCUGAUACCGCAAAUCAGUCAGAACCCCAACUCGAAAACGAGCAAGGCUGCGAUGCUGCAGAAAGGGGCGGAUUAUAUUCGGCAACUUAAAACGGAGAGACACCAAUUAAAAGAGGAGAUGGAUAGUCUGAGACAACAAAUCGAGUGCCUUAAUACGUCUAUUAGUAAUUGCCAAUCUAUGCUUCCUGCAACGGGUGCUCCAGUUUCUAGACAUAGAAGCAGCAAAAUGAAAGAGAUGUUUGAUGAAUAUGUACGUGUGCGCACACAACAAAACUGGAAAUUCUGGAUUUUCAGUAUAUUGUUAGAACCGCUGUUGCUGUCCUUUAAUGCUUCAGUCUCAACUGCAAAUAUCGAUGAUUUGUAUAAAAGUACAAUAUUGUGGGUAGAGCAACAUUGUUCACUCGUCGAUCUCAGACCAGCUGUUCUGAAUUCUCUAAGGUCUCUGUGUACUGCCACUGAUAUUUUAACCGACCCAACUCGCCUUCCCGAAGAAGCACUCGCGGCAGUUAAUCAAACGGAACGCCGACGAUCCACGCAGUGAUCGUCGUGAAUUCAACAGCGUGUUUGUAUAAAAAGAAAAGGAAUUGAAGGUUUACGUACAUAUGAACGUAAGGGAUGAUAGUUACCGUAUAAUAUAAGUUAGUCUGUGCGAAACAAAAAGAAGACGUAACAUUCGGUUAGUUAGUAACCGAAGCGCAAACGAAGAAAUAACAAUUUAAGUGCAAUUCCUCUUUUUAUUGCAAUAUCACGUUGAAGUUGUAAAAUCUAUAAGUCACAUCAAGAAAUUUUAUAUUAUAGAUUUGAAUAAAAAAAAAUUAUACAUACAAUUGAACUGUAGUAUGCUGGCAGAACUGUAGUAUACAGUCAUUAGUAUGGCACAAUCAUUUGCAAAUAAUUACUUUUUGGUUAAAACUUUUCAAAUAUAGUUUAUUAUAUCAUUUAUUUCGCUCAAUUGUAUGUUGUGAACUAUACAAGAGCAAAGAAUAUUCCAAUGAUAUCUUUCAUAAAAUACAGAGUAUUUUACAAGUUAUACAGUAAAGAAAAAAGUUACUAUAUAUUUGUAAAAUUUUUCUAUAAUUAUAGCUAAUAGACGUUUGUGUAUAUAUGUGUUAAAAUGUAUUCCACUGCUUUGAGAAAUAUUCUUCAGCUCGAAAGCUUAAUGAACACGAUUGUUAUAACGUAGGAAUGCAGGAAUAUUAAAUUUAAACUUUGAUAAAAAAUUAUGUGGCUUCUAUAUUAAUAUUUUUAAUAUAGAAACUAAUUCUAAGCUUUCUAAACAUGCUUGUAUAAAUUAGCAUACGAUUGUGAUUAGGAAUUGUCAUUAAUAGAUAUUGAAACAGAAUAGACGGUAUAGCGACCAAAUAUUUUUAGCUUUAGACUACUUCUUCACGAAAUACGAGAGAAAAGUAACGAGUUAAAAAUGACAGAAUCAGUGCCAUAACUGUUCUAAUAGACUGCAAAGUUAAUUCAAGGGUGAAGAGAUACAUUUUUUUUUUGAGAAAUAUAACUUGAAGAGACGAUUAAAGGUAAUUUUCUUAAAGUAUAAUUUUGAUAUAAAUAUGCUACUAUUAAAUUAUAUUGCACAACUACACUAGCAAAAGGUGUAUUAUAUAGCUAAUAAGUGCGUGGAGACGAUAAAAAGGGGGUUGCUCAUAAGUUACAUGUUCACACUAUUAAAAAAUGAGAUCUUUAAUAUGGAAAUUCAUGUGAUAAUGUACAAAUCAUUUGCAAAGGUUUGAGUACCGAAUAUAGCUUAAACUAUGAAGGGCCUCUGCAUAUUGUAACAUUUUUGUUGAUGCGAAAUGUACAUAGUCCAAUGUUAAAAGAGAACAAGUUAGUUGAUUCUUCGAGAGUUAAAUUCUUUUUCAAAUUGACAUUUCAUUGGGUAUACUCUGUUAAUUUGUUUUAUUUUAAGAGCAUAAGGGACGUUAUUUUUUUUAUACAAUAUGUAGAGGCCCUCACUUAACUUACAUCAUGUAUGUACAAUGCAUAAGUGAUAAAUAAUAUAUAAGUAAACUCAUCGAAGGGAUGUUUUUUUUUUGUACAAUAUGUAUCAUAUAAUCAUACAGAUUUACAUGUUAUUAUUCAGAUGUUAUAACAACAUGAGGAAAUCCAAA
Messenger RNA from Vollenhovia emeryi, 4751 nucleotides. It is a transcript of the gene Mondo, whose product is annotated as MLX-interacting protein. Gene Ontology annotation, molecular function: RNA polymerase II cis-regulatory region sequence-specific DNA binding; protein dimerization activity; DNA-binding transcription factor activity, RNA polymerase II-specific. Lineage: Eukaryota; Metazoa; Arthropoda; Insecta; Hymenoptera; Formicidae. The transcript is spliced from 16 exons. The coding region runs from base 83 to 3175 and encodes 1030 amino acids. Gene Ontology annotation, cellular component: nucleus. Gene Ontology annotation, biological process: regulation of transcription by RNA polymerase II. The record is from RefSeq and is a predicted model, not a curated record.